AUGACGCCAGAAGUCCUACGACUUUCUUUAGAAAAUGUCGAUUUCCGGCUUCCGACACAAGUCACCGACGACAAUAGUGUUACAGCACUCAAAAGUUUAGUCUUCGAGCCCCUCCUCCGAUGGCAGUCCCAUGGCCGCGUUGAGCCCGGGCUUUUUGACCGAUGGGAGCGGUCCCUCGAUGCCCGAAUCUGGCAAUUUCACAUCCGAGAAGACGCCUGCUUUCAUGAUGGCGAGCCUUGCAAGGCUAAAGACAUCGUCACUUACAUCAAUGGCCUCCUGGACUCAAGAGACUACUUUGGCAUGCGCUGGAGUUACAGCCGCUAUUUCUCGCAAACCAAGUUCUCUGCCGAGGAUGAUCGGACUGUAAAGGUGACAAAUGCGGAACCAUUCGCGGAUAUCGAGGGUAUCUUCUGCGAGUUUUGGCCUUCUCGCAUCGAUAAGAAUGGCAAGCCGGUGCUUGGAACGGGCCCAUUCCGUGUCAUCGAGUUCGAGCGGAAAGAUAGCACGGGUAGAGCCAUUUUGCAGCGGCUGAAUCCGACGCGACAUGGCUCACCUCAUACUAUCAUAGCGACGAUGGAACCAAAUGCUGCCGAAAGACUUCGGCUUCUGCGUGCUGGAGAGGUCGAUGCUGCCCUCAAUCUGGAGCGGGUAGCUAAUCUUGACCUUCUCAAUUUCGACUCUGGAUUUCGAUGGGGAAGAGUGGCAAGCACCCUAUCGGCUAUUUACUAUCUCAACUGCACGGAUGGUAUCUUUACUUCACCAGACGCACGUCUGGCUGUGAACCUUGCGUUGGACAAUGACGCAUUGGUAAAGGAAGUAUACCAUGGGUUCGCAAAGUCAUCCGCUACAAUCGUCAGCCCCUAUCAUCUUGGCUUCCCAGAAUCACAAUUGCAACACAUUCCCUACGACCCCGACAGGGCCAGGGAUCUCCUGAAAGAUUUCGACAAAGGCACACAUCUUGUCUUGAGAACCCCAGUUUACAUGCCAGAGCAUGCCCAAAAGAUCUCGAAAUUCGUAGCAUCAUCCUUGGAGGCCGUUGGCUUUCAGGUCGAAAUCAAGGUUGAGACCAAUAGACCAGAAUAUGCUCGCCAAAUCGGACUCAAAAAAGAGAUUGGAAGCCUCGCGUUGUUUGACUCAACCCCAAACAGCACGUUUCGCGUUUUGGAUGAUAAGAUUUCCAGUUCGUCGCGUGCAACUUGGUGGCUUGGUUAUCACGAUGACAAGUUGCAAGAACUAUUUUACGAGGCGCGAAACAAAAUCAACUACGAAGACAGAGCGGAAGCAUAUGCGAAGACUCUGAAAAGGUUACAGCAGAAUCCUCCAUGGCUGUAUAUAGGUCAUCCUGACGUUAUUUGGGCAACAAGACACAAUGUUGGACUUCAAAUUGGGCAUUCGGGAAUACUCACACUCGAGUAG
This is a messenger RNA of Colletotrichum lupini, 1416 nucleotides long. RefSeq lists its product as uncharacterized. The transcript has a single exon. Bases 1 to 1416 code for a protein of 471 amino acids. Gene Ontology annotation, biological process: transmembrane transport. The record is from RefSeq and is a predicted model, not a curated record. Gene Ontology annotation, cellular component: ATP-binding cassette (ABC) transporter complex. NCBI's taxonomy places the organism in Eukaryota, Fungi, Ascomycota, Sordariomycetes, Glomerellales, Glomerellaceae.